AUGUCAGAAUUUUCCUCGGUAUUUCGACCGAAUGCGCCAGACGAUAAAUCAUUUCAGGCGGUUUUGCGUGCCAAUAAUUACUAUUCGAAAAAAGACUACGAAUCUGCUAUAGAAGAAUAUUCCAAAGCCAUAUCAAUACUACAAUCUAGUCCGGAAACAAAAAAGACAUCCGAUUUUGCUGCACUCGUGUUUUCUAAUAGGAGUGCAAGUUUUUUUCAACGUAAAAAAUGGAAGGACGCAAUAAAAGAUGCUGAACAGGUUAUUCGAAUAAGGCCUGAAUGGCCAAAGGCUGAAGCUCUUGUGCAAUUAGAGAAAUACGAUGAAGCGUUAGAUUGUUAUCACGUCGCACAACAGAAGAAUUCAAUAACAAACAAAAUACGAAGUAAAAUAUUCGAAUUUGCUGUAAAAAUGAAAAAUUUGAUUUAUGUCAUUGUUGAUAAUAGUACAAAAGAGUGUAUUGUCGUUGACGCUUGUUGGGACGUUGAUGGGAUCAUAAAAUUUAUUAAAAAUAAACGUUUGAAACUUGUUGGCGCUAUUGUAACCCACCACCACUUUGAUCAUGUUGGAGGAAAACCACCUUCACCAUUUAACCAACUUCCAAUAAAAGUAUCAGGCUUAUGCGACUUAUUAAAGCGUUUUCCAAAAUUAAAAGCUUACAUACAUCCAUUAGACAUUCCUCAUGUACUUAAAACAAAUCCCGAAUUAUCGGACCUAUUCACUUCAAUCCCUCUUUCAAAUUUGCCAUUUAAAAAUCGUCAGUCUCAUUUAUGUAAUACAAAUAUCAUAUCUUUCAUAAUAAAUUCCACUCUUAAUUCCUCUGCAUUAUCCAACUCUAAUGCGUCAAGAAUAAUUCCAACCCCACAUAAUUUCAUACUUUCAUUGGGUAACUUUACACUCUUGAGAUUUCUUCAUACUCCAGGCCACACCGAAGGUAGUCAAUCCAUAUUGGUUAAUGAAACAAGGUUAUUUACUGGCGAUACAUUGAUGUGUGGAUGUACCGGAAGGUUGGAUCUGCCUGGUGGUAAUUUAAAACAGAUGAAAAAAACUUUGAGAAAAAGGUUGGGCAGUUUGGAUGACAAGAUCGUAGUAUUUCCCGGUCAUGAUUACGGCGGCGAUUGGACUACUAUUGGGAUUGAGAAAAGAAAAGGUAUUAUUGGGAAGACUAAAAGAAAACAAUAG
Molecule: messenger RNA, 1179 nt
Organism: Cetraspora pellucida
Lineage: Eukaryota; Fungi; Glomeromycota; Glomeromycetes; Diversisporales; Gigasporaceae
Source: the annotation of a GenBank genome assembly